Molecule: messenger RNA, 1575 nt
Organism: Choloepus didactylus (southern two-toed sloth)
Lineage: Eukaryota; Metazoa; Chordata; Mammalia; Pilosa; Megalonychidae
Product: 26S proteasome non-ATPase regulatory subunit 11-like
Exons: 1
Coding region: 11-1279 (422 amino acids)
Biological process (GO): ubiquitin-dependent protein catabolic process
Cellular component (GO): proteasome regulatory particle, lid subcomplex
Molecular function (GO): structural molecule activity; protein binding
Source: RefSeq, a predicted model, not a curated record
GAGCUGUAAGAUGGCGGCGGCGGCGGUGGUAGAGUUCCAGAGAGCCCAGUCUCUACUCAGCACCGACCGGGAGGCCUCCAUUGACAUUCUCCACUCCAUCGUGAAGCGUGACAUACAGGAGAAUGAUGAGGAGGCAGUGCAGGUCAAAGAGCAGAGCAUCCUGGAACUGGGGUCUCUCCUGGCAAAGACUGGACAAGCUGCAGAGCUUGGAGGACUCCUGAAGUAUGUGAGGCCCUUUUUGAAUUCCAUCAGCAAGGCUAAAGCAGCUCGUCUGGUCAGAUCUCUUCUUGAUCUGUUUCUUGAUAUGGAAGCUGCUACAGGGCAGGAGGUCGAGUUGUGUUUAGAGUGCAUUGAGUGGGCCAAAUCAGAGAAAAGAACUUUCCUACGUCAAGCUUUGGAGGCGAGACUGGUGUCUUUGUACUUUGAUACCAAGAGGUACCAGGAAGCAUUGCAUUUGGGUUCUCAGUUGCUGCGGGAGUUGAAAAAGAUGGACGACAAAGCCCUUCUGGUGGAAGUACAGCUUUUAGAAAGCAAAACAUACCAUGCCCUGAGCAACCUGCCGAAAGCUCGAGCUGCCUUAACUUCUGCUCGAACCACAGCAAAUGCUAUCUACUGCCCCCCUAAAUUGCAGGCCACUUUGGACAUGCAGUCAGGUAUUAUCCAUGCAGCAGAGGAGAAGGACUGGAAAACUGCGUACUCAUAUUUCUAUGAGGCAUUUGAGGGUUAUGACUCCAUCGAUAGCCCCAAGGCCAUUACAUAUCUGAAGUACAUGUUGCUGUGCAAAAUCAUGCUCAACACUCCAGAAGAUGUCCAGGCUUUGGUGAGCGGGAAGCUUGCACUUCGCUAUGCGGGCAGGCAGACAGAAGCAUUAAAAUGUGUGGCUCAGGCUAGCAAGAACAGAUCACUGGCAGAUUUUGAAAAGGCCCUGACAGAUUACCGGGCAGAGCUCCGGGAUGACCCAAUCAUCAGCACACACUUGGCCAAGUUGUAUGAUAACUUACUGGAACAGAAUCUGAUCCGAGUUAUUGAGCCUUUUUCCCGAGUACAGAUUGCACACAUAUCUAGCCUCAUCAAACUCGCUAAGGCCGACGUGGAAAGGAAAUUAUCACAGAUGAUUCUUGACAAGAAAUUUCACGGGAUCUUGGACCAGGGGGAGGGUGUCCUGAUUAUUUUCGAUGAACCACCAGUAGAUAAAACUUAUGAAGCCGCUCUGGAAACAAUUCAGAACAUGAGUAAAGUAGUGGAUUCCCUCUACAACAAAGCCAAGAAGCUGACAUAGAGUUGGAUCUGUAGCGGUCCUUUGGAGAGUGUGUGUGGCAGGAGAGUGAAACCUUUGGGGAAAAUGCUAGGAGAUUUUUUUUCUUUCGUUCUACUUUUCGCUCGGAAAGUUUUUAAAUCCUCAUUUGGUGCAUCUGUAUUCCAGCCGAUAGGUGUGCCAGUUUUCAUGUAAUCUUUACUGGCCCAACUUGGGAGUGGGGAAAUUGCUUUAAAAAAAAAAGAAAAAGGAAAAAAAAAAAGGUUAUUCUAAAUAAAAGGAAAAAGGCUUACACUACCUAAAGCUGUGCUCUCUGCCUC